GGCCCCCCUGGGUCCAGAGUGGCCUUGCCGCCCUCACCUGCGCAGAACCUGGAGCCGACGCGUCACCCCCAGCGGAAGCGCCGCGCUGCCCGGGCGUCUGGCGAGGUGCGCGCUCCGGGUCCCAGCUCCAGCGCUUCGCGGCAGUCGCCCGCCUCUUUCCGCCGAGCAGGGCGGGGACUGGGCGGCAUCUACCGAGAUCUGCGAUUCGAGCCGCCGAGGAGCCGAAGACCACAGCUCAGCUCGGACGGCGCCCUAGGGCCGCACAGAGGGUCGGGCAGUGCGGGAGAGAGGUUUGAAAGCGCCGCCGCCAACUCGACAGCGCGUCCCAGCGCCUUGAGCUCGCUUCCUCCUGCUCUCAGGAAAAACUGAGGAAACGCGCCUGGUUCCAGGGGUCGGCGGGGACCGUGGAGACGCUGCCAGCAUCCUCAACAGCUUGGAAAUCCCAUCACCUUGGUUCCCUGAGACUUGGAGGACUAGAGUCUUGCUUUUGUCACCCGGGCUGGAGUGCAGUGGCGCAAUCUCGGCUCACUGCAACCUCCGCCUCCCGAGUUCAAGUGAUUCUCCUGCCUCAGCCUCCUGAGUAGCUGGCACCCGCCACAAUGCCCGGCUAAUUUUUGUAUUUUUAGUAGAGAUGGAGUUUCACCAUGCUGGCCAGGCUGGUCUCAAACUCUUGACCUCAGUUGAUCCGCUCCCCCUCGGCCUCCCAAAGUGCUGGGAUUACAGGCAUGAGCCACCAUGCCCGGCCACUUUUCUGCCUUAAUGAAAGGAAAACUGGGGGGUGGCAUGGGGACAAAAAGCCACAGGAAAGGCCUGGCCUAUUGUCUCCAAGAUGGCUUUGCAAGCACCUCAGCUCAUGCAGCACUGCCAUGUGAGAUAACACACAAAUCAGGCCCUCAAAACAGAGUCCUACUCCGUGCGAAGCUCAUCCAAGAAGUAAGGUGAUAUUGAGAUCAAGGACACAAACAUGUAAUUGACCUCUGGCAAACAGUAGGAACUGACAGCUGGCUGACAGAAAACUUAUCCAGGGAGAGAAGAGACAAAAGUGAAGUGUGAAAUUUUGAAUAAUGUUUUCAGGUGGAUUAGGCAGCGAGUUGGUUCCACUGCUCAACUUCUCUGAGACCCUGGAGCCCACAGCACCCUCUUUUUCCACAAGACUGUGAUGGGGCCACUGUCCUCCUUAGGCACGGCCGUCGCCAGCAUAGUACCGGCUCCUCUUCUUCUCCCAGAACCUCCUGACACCAACCUUGGUGAAAGAAAAGCUGUGACAGUAAGUGCUCAGGUUUAGUGUUGUGGAGAAAGGCCUUUACUUGAGGAUGGCUGAAAAGUAGAAAGUCUUGGCUGGGCAUGGCGGCUCACACCUGUAACCCCAACACUUUGGGAGACUGAGGUGGGAGGAUCGUUUGAGGCCAGGAGAUCAAGACCAGCCUGGACAAUAUAGCAAGAACCUGUGCCAAAAAAUAAAAUAAAAUAUUUUAAAAAAUGUUUUAAGUAAAAUACCGUCCCCUAAAGAUUCUGCUAAGACUUUAAAAACUAAAAACAAGAUUGACCUAAACACUAGAAACUAUAAGAGAGUAUAAUAUUGAAAUCUGGUAUCUGGCAACUUGUUCUCAUUUGAAUAUCUGUUUCUCAAAUGCUACUUUUGGUCAAAUAAUUUUUUUAAAUGACUGAUACUGUAUAGCAAUUGAAUUGCAAUUACUAAGUAGUUUCUAUAUUUGAUAUUACAUUCCAGCUCAUUUCUCUACAUUUCUAUGAUCUAUUAAGCCCAUUUAUAUAUGAAAAAUGCUUUAAAAAUGAUCCUUUUGUGAUCACUGUCUCAUGUGAGCUCUUUUCAGAUGCUUUGCAUUCAGAAUAGACCUCUGAGUUGGGACCCAAGCUGUCAACUGAUCCCAAAUUCCUAAGUUCCUGACUUGCAGGUGUUGAUUUCUAACCUCCGAAGAUGGAUGAAGGUAUGGAAAUUUCAAGUGAAGGAAAUUCCUUGAUCAAAGCAGUCCAUCAGAGCCGGCUUCGCCUCACAAGACUUUUGCUAGAAGGCGGUGCCUACAUUAAUGAGAGCAACGACCGUGGGGAAACCCCUUUAAUGAUCGCUUGUAAGACCAAACAUGUCGAUCACCAGAGUGUCAGUAAAGCCAAAAUGGUGAAAUACCUGUUAGAGAACAAUGCCGAUCCCAACAUACAGGACAAAUCUGGGAAAACGGCUCUGAUGCAUGCUUGCUUAGAAAAAGCUGGCCCUGAAGUUGUUUCCUUGCUCCUCAAGAGUGGGGCUGACCUCAGCUUGCAAGACCAUUCUAGUUACUCAGCUCUUGUUUAUGCUAUAAAUUCAGAAGAUACAGAGACCCUGAAAGUUCUUCUUAGUGCUUGCAAGGCAAAAGGGAAAGAGGUCAUCAUCAUCACAACAGCAAAGUCGCCCUGUGGGAAGCAUACUACUAAACAGUACUUCAAUAUGCCUCCUGUGGAUAUAGAUGGGUGUCAUUCCCCAGCUACCUGCACCACUCCUUCAGAAAUAGACAUCAAAACUGCCUCAUCGCCACUUUCACAUUCUUCUGAAACGGAACUGACGCUUUUUGGCUUUAAAGAUCUUGAGCUUGCUGGAAGCAAUGAUGAUACCUGGGACCCAGGUUCCCCUGUGAGGAAACCUGCAUUGGCCCCUAAGGGGCCCAAGCUCCCCCACGCUCCACCCUGGGUCAAGAGUCCCCCAUCAUUAAUGCACCAGAACAGAGUGGCUUCAUUGCAAGAGGAGCUCCAGGAUAUUACACCAGAGGAAGAAUUAUCCUAUAAAACCAAUGGGCUGGCACUUUCCAAGCGGUUCAUCACUAGGCACCAAAGCAUUGAUGUAAAAGACACUGCACAUUUGCUAAGAGCCUUUGAUCAGGCCAGCUCAAGGAAGAUGUCAUAUGAUGAAAUAAAUUGUCAAUCUUAUCUUUCAGAAGGAAAUCAGCAAUGCAUUGAAGUCCCUGUUGACCAGGACCCAGAUUCUAACCAGACAAUAUUUGCUUCCACCUUAAGAAGUAUAGUUCAAAAAAGAAACUUGGGGGCAAAUCACUACAGCUCUGAUUCCCAGCUCUCAGCUGGCCUUACCCCUCCAACUUCAGAAGACGGCAAAGCACUUACAGGAAAGAAAAAGAUCCUCUCACCAUCUCCUUCCCAAUUGUCAGAGUCCAAAGAAUUGUUGGAGAAUAUCCCCCCAGGUCCCCUGAGCAGGAGAAAUCAUGCAGUUUUAGAAAGGCGAGGUUCAGGAGCUUUCCCUUUAGAUCACAGUGUUACCCAAACCAGACAAGGGUUUCUCCCACCCUUAAAUGUAAAUUCUCACCCUCCCAUCUCAGAUAUCAAUGUCAACAAGAUUUGCAGCCUUCUUUCUUGUGGUCAAAAAGUGCUUAUGCCAACAGUUCCGAUUUUCCCUAAAGAAUUCAAAAGUAAGAAAAUGUUGUUAAGGAGACAAUCAUUGCAAACUGAACAAAUUAAGCAAUUAGUAAACUUCUAGGAGAUGGGUAUAAAACACAUUUUCUUCAAAUGUUUAUAUCAGAGAAACAAAGAACUAGAGAAGAAAUCUUAAAUGUUCAUUCUUUUAAAUCUCGUGAUUGGUUAGUCCAUAAUGGCUAGAUGGAUUAAAAUGUAAUGUGAUUUGUACUAGGCGUCAUGAGCAUUAAAAAUAAUACAUAGUUUCUGUUAAGGGAAUUCUCUCAAACAAAAGGAAAGCUAUUUUUCUCAAUGCUUCUAAUAUUUAACAAUCUCCAUGUAGUCCAAAUUUGUCAUUAAAAAAAGAUCAGCAAAGAAAGAAGGCCACAUAUGUUGGGGUAAUUUUUUUAAAUUUUCAGAUUGGCUAAAUAUUUUAUUAGGAAACAGUUUUCAAGUCAAUAAUUUUUUUCACAUUUCAUGUUAAUAAAUGAGAUUGAAAUUUUUUAUGAUCUCCAAACCAUAAAACACUGACAGCUAUAAAAUGUUCUAAGAUAAAAAAACUCGAGCUACAAAGAAAGAAUGAACUAAUUCUUUACAAAUGUUGACUGAAGAUAGAUAAAACUCUAAUUAAAAAUUUAAAAGGUUAAACACUGUGUUAGAAUGGGCAACUAAAAUAUUCGUGGUGUCAGUUUAAUUAGUGUCAAACUGGCAAGUCAGAGUUUUACAACCUACUAGUAAUCUAUGCCGGGUCUUGUUGUUUGUGCACUGUGUUUUGCUUUGCUUUGUUUUGGUUUUUAAACAGACUUACCUGUAAAGUUAUCUUACGGAAUUAUUCUUUCUCCAUAUCUUUUAAGGAAUUAUUCUUUCUCCAUAUCUUUUAAUUCCUGUUAUUAGUUUUGGAAGCUUAUCCGUAAGUUUCCAAAGACAAGAUGAUAUAAAAGUUAAAAAGCAUUCCUCUUUACUUAUAUCAAAUUAUUCUUGUCUUUCAAAAAGAACCAAAAAAAAAUUAAUCAUGGAUAAAAACUAAGCGCUUGCCUUCUUUUAAAAAGAAAAACUGAUGAUUAGAUUAGGUUAGCUAAAAUUAAUAGAGGCAGUAGAAACUUAAUCACAAAAUGUACUAAAUAUUUGGCAAUAUUAAACAAUGCCUUUUUAUUUCUGAUAUGUAGUUAUUAGACAUUUAUAUAUUAAGGAUAACUUCCUUAGUGUGACAUUCCAAUCAUUUAGUAUUUUAGGACCUGUGAAUAACUUCCAACAAAAUUAAUGAAUACCAUAUUAGUAUUAUAAAAUAUUAUAAAGUAAUAAUUAUAUCAUCUAUAUAACUUCAAAGUAUGAUGUUUAUACAAAGAAUCCUUAUUUCUGUCUAGCAGCUUAACAACAAAGGAUAAAUCAGACUAUACAAAACCUAAGUGUAUUAAUUUGAUGAUUGUCACGUAAAACUUUCUUUGCCUUCCGAGUAGAGGUGAUCCUAACAAUUGGCAUGAUGCUUUUCUUGGUAAUUUGAUAUAAGCAAGUUGUAAUGUAUAUAGUAAUUAUUUAAUUACUUGUGGCUUUUAUUUUAAAAAGUAAUUAGAGGUUUUUCCAUUUCAUGUCUUGAACAACAUUAAUAUUAAUUACACUAGAAAUAUUUUUUGAUUCAGAACUUAGAAUUGUACCUGAUAUUUAUAGGUAUUUAAAUGCUUUCUGCAAGUUUAAUAUCGAGAAAAGUACUUGACUUCAAGUUGUAAGGAUACAAUUGGGAAGGGUAUGUAAAUAGAUUAGUUCAUAAACAAAAUGGUAUCAAUAAAGAUUUUAAAUAUC
Molecule: messenger RNA, 5190 nt
Organism: Pan troglodytes (chimpanzee)
Lineage: Eukaryota; Metazoa; Chordata; Mammalia; Primates; Hominidae
Gene: ANKRD34B
Product: ankyrin repeat domain 34B
Exons: 6
Coding region: 1937-3478 (513 amino acids)
Molecular function (GO): protein binding
Source: RefSeq, a predicted model, not a curated record